Messenger RNA from Cucurbita pepo subsp. pepo (vegetable marrow), 504 nucleotides. Lineage: Eukaryota; Viridiplantae; Streptophyta; Magnoliopsida; Cucurbitales; Cucurbitaceae. The record is from RefSeq and is a predicted model, not a curated record.
UCCUAUAAAGCCCUUUCUUCCUUUCAUUUUCCCCCCGCUCUCUCUCGUUCAACCAUUUCCGUCCCUAUGGCCGAAGAAUUCCACGACUCCGACGUCAUAAUCGCCGACCACCGCCGCCUGUUCCACCCUUCCCUCGACUACGCCCACACCCAAAUCCUCAUCACAACUCAUCGGAGCUCCAGAAACGACACCAACACCAACACCAACAGCAAAGAUUCCGCCGCCUCUCUCCCCGUCAAAAUCCCAGAAACCGUUUACCGUUACAAUUCCUCCGACAUGGAGGAAAUGGACGAGGAUUGGGACAUUGAAGACAACAUCGUACCCCCGCACGUCAUCAUCGGUCGUCGCGUAGCCGGAAAAAUGGCUUUCUCCCUCUGCACCGGCAACGGCAGGACGCUCAAAGGAAGAGAUUUAAGCCAAGUUCGAAAUUCUAUUCUCAAAAUGACCGGAUUCCUGGAAACUUGACCCCAAAAUACUCCAAAUCAAUAUUUGUAAAGAAAUUAA